AUGACGGCUCACGAUUUCGCGAAUGGCUGGCAAAGGUCACUCCGCUUGCCCACAAAAGAUACUCCCACGCCUCCGCGUUCGCCAUCCCUGGCAGCGACCACUCGCGGCGGCAUCGUCGUAUUCUCCGGAGGCAGUGCUGCUAACAACCUAGUUGACGUCUUCGAUGAGAUUCGCGAGGCAAACCAGAACGCUCUAAGCUAUGUGAUACCCAUCUCGGACAAUGGAGGUUCCUCCAGCGAGUUGAUACGCGUGUUUGGCGGGCCAGGUAUUGGAGACGUACGAUCCCGCCUGGUCCGACUGAUACCUGAAGAUGGACCUGAGGCGAAAGCCACGAGGAACUUCUUCAAUCACCGAUUACCCAAGGAAUUCGGUCCCGCGAGACUAGAGUGGCUGGACAUUGUCGAAGGGACUCACGCACUGUGGAAUGGUAUCUCUUCCCCCAAGCGGGAGUUGAUCCGAAGUUUCCUCAAUUCUGUGAAUCAGGAACUGGUCAAGCGAUUGAGGCCUACGAGUCGGUUCGACUUCUCUGGUGCAAGUGUUGGGAAUCUAUUCUUGACUGGUGCUCGUCUCUUCACUGGUAGCUUCGAGGCAGCAAUCUAUCUCGUCUCCAGUAUUUGCGGCGUGCCGAGCACCGUUUCCAUACUGCCUGUGCUGAAUACCAACUUUGCACAUCACAUCGCGGCUGGGCUGGUCGAUGGCACGGUCAUUACAGGCCAGAACAACAUCAGUCACCCUAGUGCUCCCACCGCAGACGUAUCGCAUGUUCCAACCUCGCCAAGGCAACGACUGAGGAACGAGACUGAGGAACACGACAAGGUCGAAGAUGCCAACAUGCCGGGAACAUUGCCGGAUCUACGCAAACCAGCGAUAGCCUUCUCAAAGCAAGACGAAGAAGAGUUGCCGUCCAGGAUCGAGCGGCUGUGGUACAUCAAUCCUUAUGGUCAGGAGAUUACCAUUCCUGCCAAUCCUCGAGUGAUAGAAGCACUGAGGAAUUCGUCGUGCAUCGUCUACUCCAUCGGCAGCUUGUUCACCUCGAUCAUCCCUUCACUGGUCCUCAGAGGUGUUGGCGAGGCUGUCGCAUCUACAGCAAUCCCAACCAAGGUCCUCAUUCUGAACGGCACACUGGACCGCGAGACUGGACCUUCGUCAAACCCAUACACAGCCCUCGAUUUCGUUGCCGCCAUUGCAAAGGCGUGCUCUGACUCUCGCGGCUUACCAAGCCCAGAUCCGGACGAAUACUGGCGAUACGUGACUCACAUCAUCUACCUGGACGGCCCAACGUCACCAAAGGUCGAUAAAGAUGCCUUCAACAAGAUAGGCAUCGAGUCACUGCGUGUGUACGGGCGGAAAGACGGAAACGGGAAGGGAGGCCGAUACGAUGCCAAAGCGCUUACCCAAGCAUUGGAAGCAGUCAUCGGACGUAAAGACGCAAGAGGCAUCUCAAGACGUAACACGCUGGUGUUGUGA
Messenger RNA from Zasmidium cellare ATCC 36951, 1467 nucleotides. RefSeq lists its product as uncharacterized. Bases 1 to 1467 code for a protein of 488 amino acids. Gene Ontology annotation, molecular function: LPPG:FO 2-phospho-L-lactate transferase activity. The record is from RefSeq and is a predicted model, not a curated record. The transcript is spliced from 3 exons. Lineage: Eukaryota; Fungi; Ascomycota; Dothideomycetes; Mycosphaerellales; Mycosphaerellaceae.